Messenger RNA from Pleurotus ostreatus (oyster mushroom), 4242 nucleotides. RefSeq names its product POC1 centriolar protein A. The coding region runs from base 1 to 4242 and encodes 1413 amino acids. The record is from RefSeq and is a predicted model, not a curated record. Gene Ontology annotation, molecular function: protein binding. Lineage: Eukaryota; Fungi; Basidiomycota; Agaricomycetes; Agaricales; Pleurotaceae. The transcript is spliced from 9 exons.
AUGCCAAAGAUAAAUUUGAAUAUCAAAGUACUCCAGGCCACUGGGCUAGAAUGCAAAAGCAAACUCGGUCGUCUUCCUAAUACAUUUGUCAAGAUAUCCCACAUUGGCUUCGCAGGGUCGGAGGACUCUCAAGGAUGUCGUACGAAGGUGGUCAAAGGGACAACGUCGCCGACAUGGGACGAGACUUUCCCAUUGUCUUUUGAUUCGGGGGACUCACCCCUUGCCUUCGAGAUAUUCGACGAUGGCCUUGGGGCUCCUAUUUCGUAUGGAACUGUGGAAAAGGCCGUUAGUGAUGUACUGGCCAGUAACAGAUUGGAAAUUAUCUUCCCUUCCUGCGGCGCAACCUUGUUCAUUCAAGUAGAGAGACCUGGGCCGAGCCCCUCUCAGACCCUGACUGAGGUUGUGAAAGCAUUAGACAAGUUGACGGAGAUCCCAGAGUCAACCCAGGUGUUUGUAUCGGAGGCUGUAUCGCUGGUAUCUGGGGUUAGUAUUUCAUGGUUGCAUCUAAUUCUGUUGAUGGCGCUGACCUUUCAACUGUCACACAUGCAGAUUGUCGAAGGUCUGCUAGAUGUUGAUCAAGAGAUGGGCAGACUCUGUGAAGCUAUGUCUUCGCUUUAUGGGUUCGCGGAUCCUCUGGAUGCCAUGUGCAAGAAUCACCAGGAAUUAGACAGUACCCUCGUUGAAGUCGUCAAACAGGUUCUGCAUCAGACGAUUGAAUGCGCGCUAUUCAUUCGAGAGCACAUUGGUAAGGGCUUCGCUAGCCAAGAUGCAUCUCCCUUCACAAAAUCCAAGGUCAAUGAGUUCCGAGACGCAUUUACCAGCCUCGGUGAUUCCCUCGAUAUGGGCUUGGGUGUGCAAACUUCCUUGGCCUCCAUACACGUAUCCCCUUGUAUACCCGAUGUACAAGAGCUGGCCCUCAAAGAUACAUUAAAUCCGGUGGUGAUGGAUUGGUCUGACCGACCCACUUGUCAUCCUCGCACACGACUUGAAGUCCAUCGCAUGAUCACAAAAUGGAUCAUCGAGCCUCCUACCGAAUCUCAGUCCAAGGUUCUCUGGAUCACCGGCCUGGCCGGCGCCGGGAAAAGCACACUUGCCACAACCGUGGCGAACAUGUACGCUGAGAUAGGCCGUCUUGGCGCUUUCGUCUUUUUCGACCGCGACGUAACAGAACGGAGUAAUCCUCUGCUUUUCGUCCGCACACUUGCAUAUGAGCUCAGCAAGUUCGAUGGGAGGAUAUCGGCAGCAGUAGAAGGAGCUAUUACACUGAAUCCACGUAUCGCGCAAAUGCAGUUGGACUCUCAGUUUAGGGAUCUGGUCAGGUUGCCUUUACAGAGUGCUGCAUCAAAUACUCCUGGGGGAAAAUCACUCGCCGACGAAGGACCGGUUGUGAUAGUCAUUGACUCUUUAGACGAAUGCGGCAACGAAUCCACUCGAAAGCAACUCCUGAACGUGCUUGCGAAGGAGACAUCACAAUUACCACCAGUAUUUCGCGUCAUCAUCACCAGCAGAUCCGAGCCAGACAUAUAUCGUGCCUUUCAAAACGAGCCGCAUAUCAAGCACUACGAGCUUGAAGUUUCGCCUGACGACCAAGACGUUCGUAUGUACAUGGAGUCGCGGAUCAGGGAGAUCGCGGAGGCGAAUUCCUUAGACGAGACUUGGCCAGGCGACGACAUGCUCAGAAGUUUUGUUUCCGGUGCGGGCGGAUUGUUCAUCUGGGCAUCGACGGCAUGCAAGUACAUCGACUCCUAUGACCCAGACUCGGCGCUUGAAGACUUGCUACAAGGAGACGGGUUCCACGCAGGGCUGGACGUCCUUUACAAGAGGGCAUUGCAAGGUGCUUGGGAUUGGGAGGCCUCCAAUUUCAAGGAUCACUUCCAGGCUGUCGUUGGCUUCGUCUUGGUCGCUAAAAAUCCCCUUCGCUCAAGCACCAUUGAACAACUCUUCGAGGUUCCGGUGCAACAAGUGUUGGGGCGGUUGAGCAGCGUGAUCCGACACAACGAUAGCGACCCAGUCCGUAUCCUCCAUACAUCCUUCAGCGAGUUCAUCUCUACGUCGGAUAGAUGUGGGGAUUCCAUGUGGCUAAUCAAUAUCCCCCACCACGAGUACCAGGCAGCCGCCAAAUGCAUCCGUCAAAUUGAAAAAAGCUUCGAAGCACCUCGUCACUUCGCAUUGGGGCUUGCCUACGAGAGGGACUACGAUGAAGCAGUGACGUACGCAUGCGAACACUGGAUCCACCAUGUCCUCGCGGUCGUAGACGACGUAGAACGGAUGGAGAUAGCGGCAGCGGUUUAUGGCUUUAUGAAGGUGCACACCAUGCAUUGGUUGGAAGCUAUGAGCAUCCUUGGGAUGUCACGUUCUACGCCCAGCGCUCUUGAACGACUAUAUAAAUGGGCAAGGGAUGUUGGUGUGGACGACACGAGAGUUCUAGCAUAUGACGCAUAUCGAUUUGCAACAUUUUUCGCCGAAACCAUUGCCGAGCACCCUGCCAUGGUCACGCAGGUUGCGCUUCCCUUUGCUCCUUUGGAGAGCACAAUUUAUCAACUAUUCCACGAUCAUCACGAGCUCCCGACGGUUAUGGGUGGUUAUGAACAGAAGUGGUCUCCUUCGUUGCGCGCCUUCCCAAUACUUGACACCAGUGUUAUAUGCGCGUCAUUUUCGCCUGAUAUGACAAAGGUCAUGUCCACUGGUGCUCGUUUCGACGACGACACACCCAUAGAAGGUACCGAAAAUAAUUGUGUACGCUGUUGGGACGUGGCCACUGGCACGGAGGCAAUGCCCAGUGUCGAGCUAGGGUACACUUCCAUCGCCCAAUUCUCCCCCGAUGGAGCCCAGAUUUGGGUUGCCACCGGGCAAGGCUACGUCCAUGUUCUUGAUGCCAGCACCGGCGACCAGCUAUCCAAAUUAACAAUGGUUAUGUGGGCCAACAAGCCCAACGAUCCUACUGCUUCCGGUACUACGGAAUCGCAACUUCAGACACCUACGAUUGAGGGCGGCUUCACUCGGGCGGCAUUCUCCGGCGAUGGCAGAUGGGUGGUCUUCGGCGAUGACUCCGGCGAACUCUAUGUCAUUGAUCGCGAGGCCGGGAAACAGGCGUACGAUAUAUUGGACGACUGCUCCAGGCUUGAAUGGAGGGACCUUGUCCGAAUGUUCAACUCGAUUGCGUUCUCGCCGGAUGGCAAGGUGUUUGCGGCUGGGUCGGGUGAUGGGAAUUUAUAUAUCUGGCGAACGGAAACGGGGGAGAAGCUCUUUGCGCCCCUAGAAGGCCAUAAUGCCGAAGUCAUACUUGUCGCUUUCAGCCCGGAAGGCAACAAGCUGUACUCGGCGUCCGAAGACGGUAAUGUGAGAGUAUGGGAUUGCACCACCGGAUUCGGGAUCAAUUCUACCAAUAUCAACAUCGCCGAAAUUAGCGGCUUCCAACCAAUAGCUUUCUCUCCAGAUGGACGUAUGGCCUCGACAUCCACCAACGGUACGAUCCAGAUCUGGGAUGUGAGUACUGGCAAGGAGAUAGGACCCGUCUUGCAAGGUCACUUCAACGCCGUGUCUGCCAUGACCUUCUCUCAGGACGGGAGCAGGUUGGUCUCAGGGGCGUUUAAGGACAACAUCCAAACAUGGGAUGUCUCGGAGUCUAGGACGGGCGACCUUGUCAGAUUUUCUCGACACGAUCGCCCCCCUCACACAGUAGCGUUCUCUCCUAGUGGUUUGAUAGUACGCUCGUCGAGACCGGACGAAACCAAAUUCUGGAGUGCCAUAACGGGGCGCGAGCUGAAGAUGGUUCAAUACGACAAGUCUGCUAACUUCGUGGCGCUACUUGAUGAUUACGAUGGAGACGACGAGGAAAUAAAACGGAAAUUCAAGGAGAGCAGGGCGAAGUCCAACGAGGCACCAGAUACGCUCGUGACAUCGUCCGGAGACACGGUCACUCUCAUAGAUUCGCUGCCAGACGCACAACUAUCAGAAUUGGAAAUAGAAUGGGAGGCAGUGAUCAAACACUCGAGUCUAGCCGUCUCACUCUCGUCUUGGAGUGUCUUGCAUUCGUGCGUCUUCUACCACCCCCAGGGCGCUGGCGAAAUAGACGGUGUCGUCAAGAACGAUGAAUCUCAGAAAUUUUGGAGGCUUCCCCGAGAACUCCGCCAUCGGAGCAAUGAUGUGCGACCCAACUUCAUAACCUUUGGGAUCUGGAAUGGUAGAGUUUUCGUGGUCCAUAUACCCCAGAAACUGGUACAUAGUAACAUACCCCAGUGA